Messenger RNA from Malaya genurostris, 4820 nucleotides. RefSeq names its product protein RRP5 homolog (gene Rrp5). Gene Ontology annotation, biological process: rRNA processing. Gene Ontology annotation, molecular function: protein binding; RNA binding. Lineage: Eukaryota; Metazoa; Arthropoda; Insecta; Diptera; Culicidae. The coding region runs from base 223 to 4758 and encodes 1511 amino acids. Gene Ontology annotation, cellular component: nucleus; nucleolus; small-subunit processome. The transcript has 5 exons. The record is from RefSeq and is a predicted model, not a curated record.
UUGACGUUUGUAAGCAAAUUUCACGUGCAUGGUUUGUAGAAACGCACGUUUUUUCGUUCUUCUGUUAAUUUGGUCGUAAAUUUGUUCGUUUGAGAGCAAGUAGAAAGUAAUUGAUUUGAGUAGGUUAUAUAGGAAUUCAAGUUCUAUAUUGGAACAGCAAAAGUACGGACCAGUAAAACUGCUAUCGCCUUUAAGAUUGUGCAGUUUAGAUCACAAGAAAACAUGGUGUAUAUCGAACCAACAUUUCCCCGAGGAAGGAAAGCCGAAACGGACGAGGAUAAACAUCCGCGUAAAAAAGUCAAAACCAAUAAGGGCUAUGGUGCAUCUACAACCAACGAUGAAAAACCGCAGAAGCUUCGUCAGAGGGAAAGGCACCAACAACGUUUGGAGCAGAUGGAACAAGACAAAGAAGAACAAGAGCAGGGGGCUUCAGCAGCAAAUCUGCAAUUUAAAACAGCCAGCGAAGGAAUGCUAAUUAUGGGAUGCGUAUAUAAGGUGCAGAAAAUGGAACUGACUAUUUCGCUCCCUGGCCGAAUGUUUGGAACAGUACCUGUGAUGAGUAUCUCGGAAGCUUACAGUAACCGUUUGCAAAGUUUGAUGCAGAACAACACAUCGUUAGUCAAACGUUGUCCGGGGUUGGAUGAGUUGUAUGAACCGGAUGAUCUUGUUUAUGUGAAGACUAAGCAACGGCAAGAAGCAGAUAAACGCUACCAGCUAACGUUGGACCCCAAAGAGCUGCACAGUGAAUUGAACCACAAACACCUGGUAGAAGGCUUGGUAUUGAGCGCAACCAUUGAAGAGGAGGAAGAUCACGGUUAUCAAAUGAACGUUGGCAUAAAAAAUGUGCGUGCUUUUCUUCCGCUGGCCAAGGUAAGGAAGAACAAGACGGAAAUCGGGGCAAACUUAUUCUGUGCCAUAGAAAAAGUUACGCACACAAAUGUAUCGGCGACGAUUAUUUUGAAAGCUUUCAAACCGAACGAACCGAGAAAGUUGGCAGUUGAACAGGUUAACAUUGAUGCUUUAGUACCGGGAUCGGUAGUUACCUUCACCGUCGGGUCGGUUCUGUCAAACGGCCUACAGGGUACGUUGUUUGAUGAUACUAUUCCAGCUUUCGUUAACGAGAAUAUGUUGGAAAAACCUUUGUCAAAGUUGAAAAACUACGAGCUUUUCAAACAGGUACAAGCGCAUAUUUUGUACGUGAUGCCGAUGAGUAAGCAUAUCUUUCUAACACUGGCCAACUUCGAUGGCAAUAAAGCUAACGUCAAAGAUCCCAUUGUCCCUGGGACUAUCGUACCGGAUGCUAAAGCUCUGCAUAAGUGUGCUUCUGGGGUGUGGUUUCAAAUAGGUAAAAAAUAUAAAGGACUCUUGCCAAGAAACAUUCUCCGAAGUAAGUACGACGCAAACUACGACGAGCAGAUUGUAAUGGCUAAAUAUCAGGCCAACUCUCUGCACAAGGUGCGAGUGGUUCGGUACGAAGUCUUCGAUCGAACCAUGAUUGUGACCGAUGACGACAAAAUGAUCGACAUGAAGUACUUUUCGGUCAGUGAUCUGUCGGUUGGAGAAACGUACAGCUGUCGAGUAACUAAGAUGCUCGAUGGCAAUCGGGGCUACGUGGUAGCACUGGACAAUGUGAAAGGACUUCUAACGUCGUACAACUUUUUCAAUCGGAAACCACUUUCGGUAAAUCAAACGGUCAAACUUCGACUGAUUGCCAUAGAGGACGAUCGCAAGCUGGCACAGUUUAGCAAUCAUCCUGAAUAUUUGAAGAAAUCUGCUAAAUUGAUAAUGGAUCGUGAAAGUGUUUCGGUUGGGGAAUCCUACCACGGAACCGUUAUUUCUGAAGGAAAUGAAUUUUUCGUUGUUGCAUUCUGUAACAAGAUCACUGGAAUUCUAUUUAAAUUUUGCCGACAGGUCGCUCAAGAUCAAAGUAAAAUUACAGCUUUGAAACCGGGUGCAGUCGGUUUUUUCACCGUACACGAAGUAGCCGAAAACGGCGAGAAGAUUACCCUUUCGAUUCCACUGAAUGCAGGCCUCGAUAAGCUUGGCCUGAUUACAGAGGGGACUGUCACUGGGGUGUAUGCUACCGGUGCCGAGAUCUAUCUGGUUAAGGAGAAUGAAACAGGAACAAUACGACCGGAAACAUACUCCGACUUCCCUGCCCACAACAUUAUAUACCAAAAUCUACUGAAAGCAGGUGAAAAGUUGCAGGUCGUCAACGUCGAUAAAGGUAGCUACAGUUGUCGCGAUGUGCAGUAUUUCCGGCACAAGCCCACCCAAUCGAAGGACGUUAACAUUGGUCAGAUUCUGCGUGCCUAUUGUGUGGAAUUAUUACCGAAACAGAAGGUUUCGCUACGGUUGGCGCUGAAAGAUUACUCUCGAAAUGUGUUUCUUCGAAAGAAAGAGUUUACUUCAACUCCGACAGCAAUGCAGAUCGAAGUAGGACAGGUCGUACUGGUAAAAGUGACAGGACGACUGCGGAAGGAGGAUGGCUUUUUGUUCCGUGUUUCAGCGACACUACAAGAUGUUUGUUCGCAGGGUGUCGACGAGGUUGUCAGACUCUUGCAAACCUAUCUGACGGAUGUGCAGCGAUUGCAGAAGCGAUUCCAAUCUGCUGAUAAAGCUUUCUCGAGGUAUUCCGUUGGACAAGCGGUCGACUGUGUGGUUGAAAGUUUUGUCGAUGAUGACGAACAGACGAUGAUUGUGCGGCUGGACGGUGAGAACGCCGAGAGUACUGUGAAAGGAAUCGCUUCGAAAGAUCCUAAAAAAGACAGCUACGCCGUCGGUGAUCAACUUGAAGGCCGAGUUGUUUGGGUGGACAUAGAGAGGCAGUUGGUGAGCGUGUGCGUGGUAAAGAAACAUUUGAAGAACUUGAUAGUGCAGGAAUCUUGGGAAUCACCCAGCGAACUGUUGGACGUCGAUUCACCGAAGAAAUUCGUAACACUGUACAAAAACAGUCACGUGGCUGUUGGAUGUUUGCCGAAGGUGGACUGCCCAUUGGUGAUAGUUCCACUGAAGUGUCACUACAAUGAUUUCGAACCCGUGGAAAUCGGAGCAAAGGCUCGUGUAAUUCUGAUGCGUAAACACAAUGGAUUAAUGCUAGGAGUUACGGUAGAAAGCUAUGAAAAAUUUAAAGAUUUAAAAGGAUCAAUUAUUGCCGUUCCCAAGAAAGCACCCGCCGAAUAUUGCUGGUUACCUGAGGACUAUGAGGAACCGUUGCUAAAUGAUUUACCGCCUCUAUCGUCGGAGGAGAAGAAACAAGACGAAAGUCACAGCGACUCUGGAAUCGAUAAAGAUGGAGAAACAGUUGUAAAGAAAAGCAUGAUCAAAUCUACUAAAAAAUUGAACAAAAAAAUCAAAAGCUCAGUCAUUGAAAAAUUCGAAAAAGUUCAGGCUUCCCCGGGAAAAAUCUUAAAACUCAACCACAAAAAGAAGGCAAAGUCUGCUGAUAAAAAGUUGAAAGCGAAAAUGCCACUUAUCAUCAGUCAGCUGGAUGGGGCUGAAGAUUUGCCCCGUUCCAAGAAAAUCAAAUCGAACAAAAAGAAAAAUCAGAAAACUUUUUUCGCCUCGCGUCCAGCGGCUAAAGAUCCGGAUUUAGCCAACGCCCAAACGCCUGGUCAGCUCGAGAAAAAAGACAAACUACAUCAACUAGCUCAGCAAACGAAGUUUAAGAAGAAAAAUAAACACCGAAACAAUCUCACCGGACAGACCGUCGGCCGGAUGCUGCAAAACAAUCUUCCCGGUCCCACCAGUUUCUGGAGCUCCAAGCCAAGUACGGUUCGCGAACAGUCAAUCGACUCCGACUCAAGCGAUGACGACACACAAUCGGAAACACAACCGAAGACACGUCUCACCGGGAAGGAACGUUUCGAAGCCAUGAAGCAGGAGGAGAAACGGAUCCGUCAAAUCGAGGAAGAACUGGCGGAUGCUUCGGUUGACCCGCAUACCCCGGAUCAGUUCGACCGGUUGGUGUUGGCCCAACCGAACAGCAGUCUGCUGUGGAUUCGCUAUAUGGUGUUUCACAUGGAAUCGGCCGAAAUUGAGAAAGCGCGUGCGGUUGCACGGAAAGCGUUGAAAACGAUCAAUUUUCGCGAAGAAGACGAACGCCUGAACGUGUGGAUUGCGUUGCUUAAUCUCGAACUGCGUUACGAAACGAUUGAAACUUUCAAGGAAAUUUUGCAAGAAGCUAUCCAAUACAACGAUAGCUACAAGGUUUAUUCUAAAGUGAUCGGAGUUUUGAUUGACUGCGGAAAAAUUCCCGAGGUUCAGGAAAUGAUCGACACACUGCAGAAAAGAUUCCGAAAACAAUCAGAGAUGUGGCUGUUGAUUGCUGAUUGCUACUACAAAAUAGGUCAGACGGUAAAAGUGAAACCUUUGCUUAGCAAAGCACUCAAAUCACUGCAAAACAAGGAACAUAUACCGCUAAUAGUCAAAUUUGCCUUCCUGCACAAUCGUAACGGAGACCGUGACGAGGCGCAUCUUCUGUUCGAGCAAAUUCUAACUUCCUAUCCCAAACGGACCGACAUCUGGUCCCAGUACGUCGAUAUGUUGGUCAAAGAUGGCCUAAUCAAUGCGGCUAGGCAAACGCUGGAACGUGCGAUCGUCCAACGGUUACCGAUGAGAAACAUGAAAACCCUCUACACCAAGUAUGUAAAUUUCGAGGAAAAGCACGGAGACCGGGAAUCGGUGAAAAAAGUGAAACAGAUGGCGGCCGAUUAUGUUAAGCAACAGCUCAGCACCGGUGGAGUUGCGGUAGUCUAAUUCUAUGUAGGUUACGAUAAAGUAUGAAUAAAAUUGUUAUAUUCAACUUGGCAAACAAAUAA